Parnassius mnemosyne (clouded apollo) is the source of this 1176-nucleotide messenger RNA. The record is from the annotation of a GenBank genome assembly. NCBI's taxonomy places the organism in Eukaryota, Metazoa, Arthropoda, Insecta, Lepidoptera, Papilionidae.
UUGCGUACGGCAAGAGCGGAGGCGCGACGUGCACACAAACGAUCGCGACCGGAGCGACUAGAAGCCGAAACAGCCAGAGCGCCGUGUUCGCCGCCCCCGCCAGCCGCUGUCUCAGCCUCUACACUACCAAGCUCCAACAAUCCAACAAAACGGCUAGACGAAAAUCCAAUUACUUAUCGGAUCACAUUAGAAAUUGAUUCCAAAUGGACAAAGACAGGAGACUGGAAGGAUCGCUACAUAAAAUUGUACUCUUCACAGAAUACUUCUUCAAGGCCCAAACGAGAAGAAUCUAGUCGCAUUUCAUUCAUGAGCAACAACAGCGAUCCGUACACAAUGCUUCUUCAAAGAAUGAGAUCAUUUGAGUGCGAUAGUGAAUCCAAGCCGGAGUCAUCAUCGCCACUGCCCUCUACCUUGGAGUCGGCAAAGAGUGAAUUGUACAGCACAAACAGGAGUAGCGAACAGUCUGAUUUAGGUGUACAUGACACAAUGCUGUUGGAUUUGGUGCGAAUGAAAAGCUGUGACAUAAGAGAAUCUCAAGACAAGACACUAGAACUACCAAAGGACCAUGAUAACGAAUUCGAAGAUGUAACAUGCGAGAGCUGUGCCCACGGGCUCAGCAUGCGCAUGACAGAGCGCAGCAUAUCGCGCUCCCGCGUCUCCAGAGUAUCUACAAGGCGGGAUAUGGACAUACCUUCUAUCUUAGCCUUCAACGCCAUGGUCUCAACGCCACAAGCACCUAAUGGAAUUCCAGCGUUUGAAAGAACACCAUCGGUCCAGCUCGAACCAUUACCAAAGUGGUCUAUUCGUCGCUCCAUUUGCCCCGUGUGUUCACAAAAAUGGAAAGAUCGAAGCUCAUUAGCAAACAUUAAGUACUCUGGAUUGAAACGAAAUACAUCAAACGAUUUACCAACUGUGACGGUGCCAGCGCGGUUGAAGACAUCUAUCACUCGAGAAUUCACUCCCCGUCCAUUAUCUCCAAGUACUAAGGAUAUAGAUACGUCCCGCAGUAAUUUUCGUAACACAAGCGCCACAUGGCAAUUAGUUAGAGCACGUCGACUUCGCAUACCUAAAUCAUACAUGUAUUCUGAGGAUACCGCACCUAAUUCGACUGCCCUAUUAACAAGAAUAGAUCUAGAUCAACGAGUGAAAAAGUUUUUAUCCAGAAACCAAGUGUAA